Hylaeus anthracinus is the source of this 1234-nucleotide messenger RNA. RefSeq names its product calcyphosin-like protein. Bases 262 to 906 code for a protein of 214 amino acids. Gene Ontology annotation, molecular function: calcium ion binding. Lineage: Eukaryota; Metazoa; Arthropoda; Insecta; Hymenoptera; Colletidae. The record is from RefSeq and is a predicted model, not a curated record. The transcript has 6 exons.
GCGACUAACCGCGUCAAAGGAACCCCUGUAUCGUCACUCGCCUUCCGGUCUUCUCCAGAGGUGUCACGCAUCUUUCAUCGACGCUUGCCCAUCGUAAUUCCUUCGUCGCAAUUUAUUCAACCGCGGUUCGAGAAUUACCUGGAUAUCGAGAUGGUGCCCCCUAAUUAGCAAGCGUUUGGUCCGAAUCAUCGAUGGCAGCGUCGACCGCCUGAAUCAGCCAACGUUUAUCUUGCCCGACGAAUCGUUAUUUAUUUAAGUUGGAUGUUCUUCUACAGACCGCAGAGCGCAACGACGAGGCAACAGAUUGAGAUGAUCAAUAAGGCCCAACGGGCCGUACACACAACCACGGAUUCCAUCGAGAAACUGCGUCUGCUCUGCCUAGCCAGAGGUGCCAAUGGUAUCCUCGGCCUGGGUAGAGCGUUUCGUCUGAUGGACGAUGACGGCAACAAGCAGCUGAACCUUGAAGAGUUCACGAGAGGCUUGCAGGAAGCGGGCUUGGACGUCCCGGAAGAGGAAAUCCAGGAAAUGUUUAACAAAUUCGACACGGACAACGAUGGAAACGUUAGCGUCGACGAGUUCCUCGUCGCUAUACGGCCUCCGAUGUCUCAGAGCCGUAAGAACGUCGUGGAACAAGCAUUCCAAAAAUUGGACAAAUCUGGCGACGGGAUCAUCACGUGCGAUGAUCUGAAAGGCGUGUACAACGUGAAGUGUCAUCCUCGUUACAUCAGCGGCGAAGAAAGUGAGGAGAGCAUAUUGAACAAGUUCUUGGCUAAUUUCGAACAGAACAACACAAGAGACGGCAUUGUUACCAAGGAGGAAUUCAUGAACUAUUACAGCGCGAUUAGCGCAAGUAUCGACCACGAUGCGUACUUCGACUUAAUGAUGCGCAACGCUUAUAAGCUCUGAACACUCAGCGGUAUCGCCUCACGAUAAGAGACAUACGUUCCUCGUAGCAUCUGGCUACAACAUACUCGCUCGAUCGGUGCUACCACUGAAUUAUCAACUUUGCAAAGUACGCCAGGCUUCCAUGGCCAAUGUCAACGUUCGAAGAACAUACCGCGUGGCUCUGUCGUCUCCAACUGUGUCCAACUUCGCAAACUGACAGCGUGUAAAACCGUGCAGCUGAGUUCAAGUUCAGGGGUUUCGCUAAUGAAAUAUUGACUUGGAAAGAGUGGCCACGAAUCAUUCCCCAACACCGACGCCACGAGGCUCUUCUGUAAUAAUUAAUGAAUGA